AUGGACAAUCAAACUACUGUGAGUGAAUUCUUUCUCAUGGGAGUCUCCAGGAAUCGGAAACUGCAGAUUUUACACUUUGUGGUCUUUCUGGCUAUUUACCUAGCUGCUCUCAUGGGGAAUCUUCUCAUCAUCACAACCAUAAGUCUUCACCACCACCUGCACACUCCCAUGUACUUCUUCCUGAAAAACCUAUCCUUCUUGGAUAUUUGCUUCAUUUCAGUCACCAUCCCCAAGUGCUUCAUCAACUCGCUCAUAAACAGCUGGGCUAUUUCUUUCCAAGGAUGUGUAGCUCAAUUGUUUUUAUUUCUUUCAUUCAUAGAGACAGAGCUUUUGUUCCUCACCAUUAUGGCUUAUGACCGUUACAUUGCCAUCUGCAACCCUCUGAAUUAUACAGUAAUUGUGAACAAGACAGCAUGCUGCAAGCUAGCAUGUGGAUCAUGGCUGGGUGGUGGUGUCUAUUCUGCUUUGAACACUGCUAGCACAUUUUCACUACCCUUCUGUGGGUCCCUUAUCAACCAGUUCUUUUGCGUUAUUCCCCCAUUACUGAAACUGUCUUGCUCCCAUCCUAACGUCGGUGAGACUGUUCUGAUUGCAUUUGGUGUAUGUGUAGCUUUAUGCUGCUUUGCUUUCAUAACCGUGUCUUAUAUUCACAUUUUCUCUGCUGUGCUAAAAAUCCCUUCGGUGGAGGGGCGUCACAAAGCUUUCUCCACCUGCCUGCCUUACCUCACAGUUGUCAUGUUAUUCCUUGGUACCGGCAUCUUUUCAUACAUGAUGCCAACUUCUGCCUCUGCAUUCGAACAGUACCUGGUGGCUGUGUUUUAUUCUGUGGUGCCCCCAUUGAUUAAUUCCAUCAUCUAUAGUUUGAGAAACCAGGAGAUAAAAAUGGCUCUUGGAAGAGUUUUAAGGAAGAUUCUCCCUCAGAGGAAAGCAAUGGACACCCCUUUCUGA
Gopherus flavomarginatus (Mexican gopher tortoise) is the source of this 948-nucleotide messenger RNA. RefSeq names its product olfactory receptor 14A16-like. The transcript has a single exon. The record is from RefSeq and is a predicted model, not a curated record. Gene Ontology annotation, cellular component: membrane. Lineage: Eukaryota; Metazoa; Chordata; Testudines; Testudinidae. The coding region runs from base 1 to 948 and encodes 315 amino acids. Gene Ontology annotation, molecular function: G protein-coupled receptor activity; olfactory receptor activity; odorant binding. Gene Ontology annotation, biological process: G protein-coupled receptor signaling pathway.